AUGCCUACAUAUAGAGUUGUUUAUGGGAAGCCUUGUCAUCUUCUGGUUGAACUAGAACAUAAGGCUUUAUGGGCAGUCAAGAAGCUUAACCUUGAUCUUGACAAGGCUGGUGAGAACCGUUUGCUCCAAUUAAAUGAAUUAGAGGAAUUGAGAAAUGAUGCAUAUGACAAUGCUAAAAUCUAUAACGCAAGGACAAAAACUUUUCAUGAUAAACACAUUGUAAAGAAGUUCUUUGAGCCCGGGCAAAAGGCAUGGCCCUUCAACUUUAGACUCAAAUUCUUUCGCAAUAAGUUAUGCAUUAAAUGGGAAGGCCCUUAUAAGAUUAUUUUCGUUUCUCCUCAUAGAGUGGUUGAAAUAAAGUGCUUAAAAGAUGAAAGAAUCUUAAAGGUGAAUGGUCAAAGAUUGAAGCCCUAUAUUGAAGGACAAGCUAUUCAAAGAGAUGUGGAAGCCGCCCUCUUGGUGGAUUCCAUCUACCUUAAAGAUUGA
Messenger RNA from Cornus florida, 486 nucleotides. RefSeq lists its product as uncharacterized. The transcript has a single exon. The record is from RefSeq and is a predicted model, not a curated record. Lineage: Eukaryota; Viridiplantae; Streptophyta; Magnoliopsida; Cornales; Cornaceae. The coding region runs from base 1 to 486 and encodes 161 amino acids.